AUGGACGAUAACAACCAAGCCACCACUCUGAGCAAUGAUCCUGCCGUUAACGCACCCGAUACCGCGACAUUGGGCAGGGACAAGGGCAAGGCUACGCAGGAUCCUGCUCCAACGGAUACGAGCAUGGACGAAGGUGAAAGCGAUGAGAGUGAAAAUGAAGACAUUGUAAAAGAAGAUGAGGAUGGCGGAGAUGACCUCGCGCCAAUCGAUUCCUCUAACAUCAUUAGCGGGCGAAGGACACGUGGAAAGACCAUUGACUUCGUAGACGCCGCGCAAAAGCUCAAGGAUGAUGAGGGUGAGGAUGAUGAAGAUGAUGAGGACUUUGAACCUUGA
This is a messenger RNA of Aspergillus oryzae RIB40, 333 nucleotides long. RefSeq names its product histone H2A.Z-specific chaperone CHZ1. Lineage: Eukaryota; Fungi; Ascomycota; Eurotiomycetes; Eurotiales; Aspergillaceae. The transcript has 2 exons. The record is from RefSeq and is a predicted model, not a curated record. Bases 1 to 333 code for a protein of 110 amino acids.